AAAGGACAACCCCAUUUUAAAAUUCCCACCUCUGGCUCCCAAGGAUUGGGUUGCAAACUUCGACAAAAUCCUCUUCUCCACUCCUUAUUGGUGCAUGCUCUAUCAUUCUUUCUCCCUGGAAUUCUGUGUGGUACCAGGUUGCUUUACGGGAAAAGGCUGAUCCAAUUUAGUCUGGAACUGCUCCACUUUCGCUUUUUCAUGGUCAUCAGUCGGUACAAAGAAUCACCAAACCGAUACAGCGUGGACCAAACUGGCAAAUCAGGCUGCGGAGACAACUGUGUAAUUCUAUGGAAAAAGAAACGGACCACCUCUCAAGCACGCAGGGUAAUUGACAAAAGGAUUUUACGACACAGUGAGAGAUAGGAUAAUGUAUAUAAGAAUAUGCAAGAAUCACAGGAAACCCACGUAUCCAACCACCUGGAUGAGACUGCUGCUGCUGUCAGCCUAACACCUAGAAAGAAGAUCCAAAACAAGCUGCCUCAGACAGCGCUCUUCCAGCCUCCUCGAGAGAAACUGCACCUCUGCGAAGAGAAAGCAAGGUCCUAUUCCAGCAGUCACGAGUAUAAGCAGGCGAUCCAUGAGCUUGUGCGCUGCGUGGCACUGACAAGGAUCUGCUACGGUGACUCACACUGGAAACUAGCCGAGGCACAUGUUAACCUGGCUCAGGGCUACCUCCAGCUGAAGGGGCUGUCACUGCAAGCAAAACAACAUGCAGAAAAAGCCAAAGAAAUCCUCACCAGCUCCAUCGUGCCCCCUUACAAUGACAACACAGACGUUUUCAGGUGUUCGGUGGAGCUGUUCCACACCAUGGGGAGAGCCUUACUCUCACUUCAGAAAUUUAAGGAAGCAUCAGAGAACCUGACAAAAGCAGAGAGGCUCACAAAGGAGCUGCUGCAAUGUGGAAGGAUUAUAAAGGAAGAAUGGAUGGAAAUUCAAGCGCAGAUCAAAUUGUCAUUUGCACAGGUAUAUCAAGGUCAGAAGAAAUCAAAAGAAGCUCUGCCCCACUACCAAGAAGCUUUAGAAUAUACUGAGAUCAGUAAAGGCAAAAAAAGUCUCGAGUGUGUACCAGUAUUGAGGGAACUGGCAGGCGUGGAACAAGCCCUGGGAUUUCACGAAGCAUCCAUCAACCACUUUGUACAGGCGCAUCUCAUCGUCCUGAGCAGAAACCCCUCUCAAGAGGAGGCAGCCGUCUCCGCACACGUUGUCGCCCGCGCUGCCGUGGCUUCCGGGAGGCCAGAGCACCGUGAUGUGGCCGAGCAGUAUUUUCAAGAGAGCAUGGCUAAUCUUAAGGAUGCGGAAGGAAUGGAAAAAGCCAAAUUUCUUUCAAUUCAAGAUGAUUAUUGCCAUUUUUUACAAGUCACUGGACAGCAAGAGAGAGCAGCCUCCCUCCUGAGAGAGUCCCUGGAAGCCAAAGUGGGAGUGUUUGGAGAUCUCAGUCCCGAGGUGGCAGAGACAUACCGGCUCCUGGGAGGGGCCGACCUGGCACAGGGGAACCAGAGCGGUGCCCACAAGAAACUGAAGAAGUGUCUUCAGAUUCAGACCCUCUUAUAUGGACCGCAGGACAAGAAGACUCUGGCCACCCAGCAGACCAUCAACGUCCUGUCCAGGGCCCCCGAGGUGGCCGUGAAGCCCAGGCAGGCCCCGAAAGCCAAGCCGGCCUUCUGCACCGGCGGGCCGCAGCCCACCAUGCUGGGGAAGGCCAGGCCCAGCGCAGCCGACUGAGACCCCCCACCUCGCCCCCAGAGAGCUGGGCAGGCCUGGGUGCCGGGGCUUCAGGUGCUGUAUCCGUCUGUCCAGCUAGAGGAUGGAACAGCCGCCGCACAGAUUUCCAAGGCUGACUCUUUGCUCCAAACGCAACAGCGAGACCGUGCCCCUCCCGUGGACCCCAUUCUGGCCAUGGGUGCCCUUCAGGGUGACCUGGUGCUUCUAUCAGCCAUUUUUCUUUUUACCACCUUCGUGGUUUUUCCUGACAGUAAGAAUUCUCACCCAUCAGCACUAUUGUGGCCGAAAGGCUUCUCUUCAAAAGUUCAAAACUUCCUGUGCAGGAGGCUAGACCCAACACCUGGUAUUAUGUAUUUAUUUCUAUAUAUUAUGUAGCCCCUCAGGCAGGUCUGGAGUUAGAUUUGGGGCAAUAAAGUCCUGGAAAAAGCUCCUUCUUCUAGGAAGUUAACAGGGAUUGAGAAGAAAAUGCUAAUAAAGGGAAACUGCUGGGA
Messenger RNA from Vicugna pacos (alpaca), 2213 nucleotides. It is a transcript of the gene TTC23, whose product is annotated as tetratricopeptide repeat domain 23. Lineage: Eukaryota; Metazoa; Chordata; Mammalia; Artiodactyla; Camelidae. The record is from RefSeq and is a predicted model, not a curated record. Gene Ontology annotation, molecular function: protein binding.